AUGAAGCUGUGUUUGUUGUGGAUAGCUGUUUCGGCUAUUUUUCGCACAUCAUUGGCUCAAGAGGGUUAUGAUUACCCUCGACCAAGUAAUCCUCUGAUUCCGGGUAGACCGGCACCAGGAGGAAGUAUUUCAAGGCCUGGUGGUCUAGGCGGUGGUUUCCCUUCAACCCCGUCAGGUGAAUAUGGAACUCCUUCUCCCUCAGAUGGAACACGGCCUACUGGAGGGUAUUCAUCUGGUGGCGGCAGUGGGUUACCUACGAGUGGUGGGGGUCCCGACAGUCAAACACCUUCCGCUGGCGGUAACGGCUAUUCUUCAAGUGGUAGCCCUGGAGGUCAAAGACCAUCAAGUAAUGGAAAUGGGUAUCCAUCGGGACGUCCUAGUGGCCAACGGCCGUCUGGUGGUGGAAGUGGAUUCUCUUCGGGAAGUCCUAGUGGUCAGCGUCCAGGCUCUACUGAUGAAGGAUAUCCCAGAGACAAACCAUUGGUUCCAUUUCCUUUACCAAAUGAAAGUCCAAAAUCUGGAACUGGCUUCCCUUCCACAACAGGCCCCAUAGGGCCAUCUCAACAACCACAGCAAGGUGGUGGAUACCCGAGUGGAAGACCGGGUGGUCAGGGAACAUCAGGAGGUUUCCCUAGUGGAGGACAAAGACCAGGAACUGGAUCACAAGGUCCAUCUAGUGGUAGCUACCCAGGUGGUCGAUCGAAUGAUGGGUUUCCUAACAGUGAUCAAAGCUCAGAAAUUGGAGGAGAAACAUCCUCUGGUUAUCCUAGUGGAAGUCCGAGUGGUGGAUAUCCAGGUUCAGGACAAGGCCAAAGACCAUCUACUGGAAGUACACAAAGACCUGGUUUUCCAUCGGGUAGACCAGGUGGGGGCGUUCAAAGUCCAGGAUCUUCUGACGAAGGCUAUUCUAGAGAUAGACCAACAGUUCCAUUCCCUCCACCGAAUGAAGGUCAAACUCAACGUCCUGGUACAGGUUUUCCUUCGACAUCGCGUCCAGGUGGACAAUCACAACGACCAGGCGAUGAAGGCGGAUACCCAACUGGAAGGCCUAAUGGUCAAGGAACACCAGGAGGUUUUCCCAGCGGAGGGCAAAGACCCGGAACUGGACCACAAGGUCCAUCUUCAGGUGGUUAUCCAGGGAGCCGACCGAGCGAUGAUUUUCCCAGUAGCGGUCAAAGACCAGGAGGAGGACAGCAGUCACCUUCUGGCUCGUAUCCAAGUGGAAGACCGAGUGGGGGAUAUCCCAGCUCUAAUCAAGUUCCUGGUUCUGGACAAGGUUCUCAGAGACCAUCAACUGGUGGUUCGCUAGGACCUGGAGGAGGUCAAAGACCGUCAGGGGAAGGUUAUCCUAGUAAUCGUCCCAAUAUUCCUUUCCCUACCGGAGAUCAAGGAGCACAGAGACCCAGCAAUGAGCGUCCUAGUGGAGGUUUUCCAUCAACAUCCUCUGCUAAUGGUUUUACUUCAACUUCAUCAAGGCCACGACCGCCAAAUGGUUUAUAUCCUACGCCAGAUGCCGGAUCAUCCAGGCCAUUAAAACCUUCUGGAUUCCCUAGUGGAAAUCAGCAACCUGGAGCACAGCGCCCAUCAGUAGGUGGAUCUAUUGACGAAGAAUAUCCUGGACCAGCCCCACCACAAGAACCUACGGGACCAUCUGGUGGAUACCCUAGUCAGAGACCGGGUGGCUCGCAAAGACCGGGAAGUUUUCCAGGUGGACAGAGUGAUCAGUUUCCACAAACCCCAAGUGGAUUCAAGCCGUCAGGUCCAGGAACAAGCAGUGGUGGAUAUUCAGGCUCUUCUGGACAAGGGCCAAGUGGCGGUGGAUAUCCUGGUACAUCUGGACAAGGGCCAAGUAGUGGUGGAUAUCCUGGUACAUCUGGACAAGGGCCAAGUAGUGGUGGAUACCCUGGUACAUCUGGGCAAGGUCCAAGCAGUGGUGGAUAUCCUGGUAUAUCUGGACAAGGAUCAAGUGGUGGCGGAUACCCUGGUACAUCUGGGCAAGGGCCAAGUAGUGGUGGAUAUCCUAGUACAUCUGGACAAGGUCCAAGCAGUGGUGGAUAUCCUGGUACAUCUGGACAAGGACCAAGUGGUGGCGGAUACCCUGGUACAUCUGGGCAAGGGCCAAGUAGUGGCGGGUUUCCAGGUACAUCUGGGCAAGGGCCAAGUAGUGGCGGGUUUCCAGGUACAUCUGGUCAAGGUCCUAGCGGUAGUAAUUUUCCUAGUACUUCUGGCGGUGGUACACCUGGCUUUGAAGGACAAGGCCAAGGACCAUCUGGCAGCGAAGAUGGAACUUAUAACGAGGGCGAUUAUUCGGCUAUACCUGGUGAACCUGGACAAGAUUAUCCCAUCUAUUCUGAAAUUCCUGAAACUAGUUUCAGCUGUGAUGCACAGCAAUACCCAGGUUAUUAUGCCGAUGUUGAUGCCCAAUGCCAAGUAUUUCACAUUUGUGCAAACAACAAGACAUACGACUUUUUGUGUCCUAAUGGCACAAUAUUCCAUCAGCAAUAUUUUGUUUGCGUUUGGUGGAAUCAAUUUGAUUGUAGUUCAGCACCAGAAUUAUAUUACUUGAACGAGAAUCUCUACGAUUAUACGAUAAUGGGUUCCCAGCAACAACCUGGUGGACCUAGCGGUCCUGGAAGUUUUGCAACUGGACCAGGAGGUCCUGGUGGACCAAGUGGUUUUCCGACUGGACCAGGAGGUCCUAGUGGGCCUAGUAGUUUUCCAACUGGACCAGGAAGUCCUAGUGGACCUAGUAGUUUUCCAACUGGACCAGGAGGUCCUAGUGGACCUAGUGGUUUUCCAACUGGACCAGGAGCUUCUAGUGGACCCAGUGGUUUUCCGACUGGACCAGGAGGUCCUAGUGGAUCUGGAAGCUUUUCAACUGGACCCGGAAGUUCUAGCGGGUCAGUUGGACGCCCGAAUAGUUAUCCUAGCGGUCCUGGUGGCCCUAGCGGAUCAGGUGGUUAUCCUAGUAGUCCUGGUAGUCCUAGCGGGCCAGGCGGUUAUCCUAGUGGCCCUAAUGGUCCUAGCGGACCGGGUGGCUACCCUGAAGGUCCUAAAGGACCAAGCGGCUAUCCAGGUGAUUCUGGAGGCUCUGGUGGUCCCAGUGGGCCCAGUGGCCCUGGUACUGGAUAUCCUAGUUCACAGUUAGGUUCAGAACAGCGGCCAUCACAACAACCAGGAGGUGGAAAUGAAGGUUAUCCAAGUGGUAGACCCACUGGUCCUGCGUUUCCUAGUGGAAGACCUGGUCAGACAGAGUCACCUUUUCCACCGGUAGGUCCAUCGAAACCAGACCGUGAAUACUUGCCACCUCGCGCUGGUUAA
Phymastichus coffea is the source of this 3321-nucleotide messenger RNA. RefSeq names its product collagen alpha-1(I) chain-like. Gene Ontology annotation, molecular function: chitin binding. The coding region runs from base 1 to 3321 and encodes 1106 amino acids. The record is from RefSeq and is a predicted model, not a curated record. Gene Ontology annotation, cellular component: extracellular region. Lineage: Eukaryota; Metazoa; Arthropoda; Insecta; Hymenoptera; Eulophidae. The transcript has 8 exons.